UUGAUUGGAUAGCCCAGCAAAGCUGAAUGGCGCCGGUUAGGUUGGUUCACGUGAACGCUUUUCUUUUGUUGUGAUUAAACGUUUAGCUAGCUGCCGAACUAUUCCCCUAAACGUAUUAUUCAGAUAAUCAGUUUCUUCGAUUUUUUUUGAGAGGAUGAGUGGCGGGGUGUAUGGAGGCGAUGAGGUUGGUGCACUGGUGUUUGACAUAGGCUCUUACACAGUGAGAGCUGGCUAUGCUGGAGAAGACUGUCCCAAGGCUGACUUCCCCACAGUGAUCGGUGUGACCCUGGACAGGGAGGAUGGAAGCACUCCAAUGGAGACCGAUGGUGGCGAUAAGGGGAAGCAGGGUACCAACUACUUCAUCGACACCAACCAGCUCAGAGUUGCCCGCGAGAACAUGGAAGUCAUGUCACCGCUCAAAAACGGCAUGAUCGAGGACUGGGACAGCUUCCAGGCCAUCCUAGACCACACCUACAAAAUGCACUUCAAGUCCGAGCCCAGCAUGCAUCCCGUACUCAUGUCAGAAGCCUCGUGGAACACGCGAGCCAAGAGGGAGAAGCUGACCGAGCUGAUGUUUGAACAUUACAACAUUCCUGCAUUCUUCCUGUGCAAAACGGCUGUGCUGUCCUCCUUUGCCAACGGACGCUCUACAGGAUUAGUGUUAGACAGCGGGGCCACACACACAACUGCCAUUCCAGUGCACGAUGGUUACGUUCUUCAGCAAGGCAUUGUCAAAUCUCCUCUUGCGGGGGACUUCAUGAGCAUGCAAUGUAGAGAGCUAUUUCAGGAAUUAAAUGUUGAAAUAGUUCCUCCUUACAUGAUUGCAUCAAAGGUGAGACCUGCUAAAGAUGCGGUGCGCGAAGGAGCCCCAGCCAGCUGGAAGAAGAAAGAAAAACUACCUCAAGUCACUCGGUCCUGGCACAACUACAUGUGUAAUACUGUGAUCCAGGACUUCCAAGCCUCUGUGCUGCAGGUUUCAGACUCGCCUUACGAUGAACAGGUUGCAGCCCAGAUGCCCACGGUUCACUAUGAGCUGCCAAACGGAUACAACUGUGACUUUGGAGCGGAGAGGCUGAAGAUUCCAGAAGGCCUUUUCGACCCCUCCAAUGCCAAGGGUCUGUCCGGCAACACCAUGCUGGGAGUCGGCCAUGUGGUGACCACCAGUGUAGGAAUGUGUGACAUCGACAUUCGGCCGGGUCUUUACGGCAGCGUGGUGGUCACCGGCGGCAACACGCUGAUCCAGGGCUUCACAGACCGACUCACUAGAGAACUCUCUCAGAAAACCCCUCCCAGUAUGAGGCUGAAGUUGAUAGCCAACAACACCACAGUGGAGCGCCGGUUCAGUGCCUGGAUUGGAGGAUCCAUCCUCGCAUCACUGGGAACUUUCCAGCAAAUGUGGAUCUCGAAACAGGAGUAUGAGGAGGGUGGGAAGCAGUGUGUAGACAGGAAGUGUCCUUGAUCCACCGCCAAAAAGGUUGCCUCCAGUACAUCCAGCAACCUGUCUAGUUAACCUUAUGCUGUGGACUCAGGAACACCAAAGGACGGUCGCUGUUCUUGUAGAUAAACAAAAAAAUAGUCUGACUCUUAUUUUAUGCAGACUAUUGACUAUAACAAACUGUCAAAUAUUGAUUUGCUAUGAAGUGUGUAGAACGUUUUGACUCCAUUUUCUGUAUGGUUAACUUGAUUUUUAUUUUUAUUUUUUUAUAUCAAACCUUUUGAAAGGUGUGAAACGAUUGGGCAGUGUUAUUGUCUGUGCAUUCUCCAAUGUGUUGUCAGGUGACUGUAAUUUGUAAGCCUUUUUCAUUUCGAGGCUGGUGAAAAAGGUUCUUGGAGGUGACCUAACAGUGUCAUUGAAUUGCUGUCAUUGAGUUUCUCACUAGACAUUAAUUGCAAUUUAAAUCCUUAUUUAAUUUUACCAAUGUUGAUAUUUGAUUGGCUGUUGUCUUUGGAAAAUAAAAUGAUUUCUUAACA
Messenger RNA from Esox lucius (northern pike), 1971 nucleotides. RefSeq names its product actin-like 6A (gene actl6a). Gene Ontology annotation, molecular function: chromatin binding. Bases 155 to 1459 code for a protein of 434 amino acids. Lineage: Eukaryota; Metazoa; Chordata; Actinopteri; Esociformes; Esocidae. The transcript has 14 exons. The record is from RefSeq and is a predicted model, not a curated record. Gene Ontology annotation, biological process: regulation of transcription by RNA polymerase II; nervous system development. Gene Ontology annotation, cellular component: NuA4 histone acetyltransferase complex; SWI/SNF complex.